GCAAGUAAUAGUUAAACGAAAAAGAGGAAGACCUCGCAAAUAUCCUGUUGAAAUAGCAUCAGUGCAAAGUCAGGAUUCAGCAUUGAACACAGUCAUGAGAAAAGUACUGCAGCCUUCAGGCACUAGCAGUAAACCAGUGAUAAUACCAGAAGCCAAUGAUUUUUUGAACAAUAGAAGCAAUGAAACUGAAAAAGAGAAGAGCAGGGUGGUUAUGCAGUUAAGAGGAAGAAAAUCGAAACAGGCUUGUCUUUCAUCAGAGGAAACAGGAACAAACACAUCUGAGUCAUCUAAAAAACGUCAGAAGCUCAUAUCGGUCUCUGAGGAAAGCGUUAAGGGCCAGGAUGAAAUCAUGGAGAAAGGAUAUGAUGGUGAAACAGAUGGAGAUGAGAUGCAUUCAGGAGCCACAACUAGGUCAGCAUCAAGAUUAGAAGCAGAAAGGAAGCAGCCAAACAAGCCAACAACCCGGGCCUCAUUGAAAAGCCAGAAUCCAUCCCCAGCUCUUCCUACAAAUCGUCGGAAAUUAGCAGAGAAGAAGCAGUCAUCUGCCACUGCAAAAGUGAACAAAAGUCUUCGCUUGGCCCAAUCAAAAUUUCAACCCACCAAGCGCAGAAGGGAAGCGAGUCCCCCAGUGUCACGUAAGAAGGAUCGCCAGAGAGCUGAUGAGACUGACAUGAAAAAGUCCAAGCGAUAGUUGGAACCCAUGUCAGUGGGGAUUCAGGGUAGGAGGGAACGUUCUCUGCUCUAUAAAACUUGGAUGGGCCGCAUGUGUGUAUUUCCAAGAUGUAACUUAUAAUACACAUGUCAUAUUUUAAACAGCUUUAUAAACUAUUUGUUUAUGAAGAUGAUAUGAAUUAGAGAAGGUUUCUUUGUGUCUAGGAGGAAUUUGCUGAUGCUUCAAUCCACUCUUCACUAGUGGCUUCUUAACACCUUUUGUAUAUAAAACAUUUAUUUAAAAAAAGAUUGUAUUUUACUGUGUAUGAACAUAAUGGGAACACUUUAUUGAACUGCAACACCUGGUAUUAUAUCAUAUUGCUUUAACUGGAUUAUUAAAUGUUGUGCUGCCAUGCUUAGCGCUGGACUAGGAGAAGGAAGUGCGAAGUUAAUUUGGCUCAGAACAUUCUCAUAUGUUCGGGACAAGUAGAUAAGGAGAGCUUUAUUAUGUCCCUUGUUGUGUUUGUAACUUUCUCUAUGCUAAGAGUUAAGAGUGACAUUUACAGUGUUGAGUUCAACGUGCCCUUUCCUUUGGAAAUGUAUUCUCUACUUGUUAACUCUCUCCCAGUGUCCCAGCUGGAACAUUGCACAAGAAAAGUUUUUGACUGAAGAACACAUCAUCUUUCUGUGGAGCUCUUAAUUGUUCUUUUCCCAGGGCUUUUGUUUCUCCAUAGAAAAAUUGAAAACAAAAGGACUGAAAAGAUUGGCAACAUGCCUACUUUAUCCACUAGUAUUAAAGAAGGGUGUAAAAUCUGGCUAGUUGUCCAAACUUUUAGUAGACUUGCAUUUUACUCUCUCAAGAACAAAUCUUCAAUUUGAGUUCCAUGUAAAGCUUUUUUUAUUGUUAAUCGCACUUGUCUCUUGCAAAGAUGUAAGUUGCCAAAUAUUAUGAGAUUAUUUUAAAAUGUUCAUAUUCAUCUUUUAUAACUAAAACCAACAUUGAUUUUUAAUUUUUUGUUGUAGUUGUUGUUGUUUGGGGGUCUUUUGUUGUACUGUGGAUAUUUCUGUCAAAUAUUCUAGUUUGUUUCUUAUUGAAUUUUUAUAUAUAAAUUACAAAAUGUUUCCAAACUAAAGUCUCAGCAUUUAAAUUGCUAGAUUUUUGCAUGUAUUUCUAGUCUACACUCAAAGAUUGUCAUCCCAAACAUUUCUGAAUCUUAUUGAUAUUUAUGCAAGUUAAGCACAAGCUGAAAUCUCUGCUGCUCUGAGCCCAGCAAUUUAAUGAUGCUUUGGGCUCAUGAAAUAGAAGUUACAGCAUGGGAUCAAUCAUGUUCAUAGGGAGGUCUGUAGGAUACAACCAAAAUCAAGAUAAUAGCCAUGACUGCACAGUCAAAACGCUGCCUGAUUUUUAUGUGCAAAGCUUCAAUCAUAUUAUUGUGGCUGCCAUUUUGAUCUUUUUGAUUUAUUCUGUGGAUGCCCCUGCAUUUCAGAUAAAAGUUUUUUAUCCUUUUCUAUUUUCAAUUAUGACAAAUUAAAACUGUUUUCAGUUUAA
Ahaetulla prasina is the source of this 2200-nucleotide messenger RNA. Its product is annotated as biorientation of chromosomes in cell division protein 1-like 1. The record is from RefSeq and is a predicted model, not a curated record. NCBI's taxonomy places the organism in Eukaryota, Metazoa, Chordata, Lepidosauria, Squamata, Colubridae. The transcript is spliced from 8 exons. The coding region runs from base 95 to 691 and encodes 198 amino acids.